AUCUUUGCUUAGCUUUGAUGCGGCAUAAGUACGUUGAUAAACGUUUUAAAAAUUAAUACAACGCAUUAUGUUAUUCGUUUAACUACAAAACUAGGACAGAAAAGACUAAAAUGUCUAUACCGCCUUAUCUCCUUGGGCCCAACCCCUGGCUGAUGGCCCAGCAGCAAAUUGCGGCCGCACAUGCACAAGCACAGGCUGUUGCUGCCCAAGCCCAUGCCCAAGCUCUUCAACAGCAGAUGCCUCCACCUCAUCCAAAAUCAGAUGUAGUUACAGAGGAUAAGUUGCAAGAAAAAGCACAAAAAUGGCAUCAACUUCAAUCAAAACGGUUUGCCGACAAGAGGAAGCUUGGCUUUGUAGAAGCACAGAAAGAGGAUAUGCCACCUGAGCAUAUCAGAAAGAUUAUUAGGGACCAUGGUGACAUGAGCAGCAGAAAAUAUAGACAUGAUAAAAGAGUAUAUUUGGGAGCAUUGAAAUAUAUGCCCCAUGCUGUAAUGAAGUUAUUAGAAAACAUGCCCAUGCCUUGGGAACAAAUAAGAGAUGUCAAAGUUCUGUAUCAUAUCACAGGAGCUAUCACUUUUGUAAAUGAAAUUCCUUGGGUUGUGGAGCCAAUUUACAUUGCACAAUGGGGUACUAUGUGGAUCAUGAUGAGAAGAGAAAAACGUGAUCGUAGACAUUUUAAAAGAAUGAGAUUCCCUCCAUUUGAUGAUGAGGAACCUCCAUUAGAUUAUGCUGAUAACGUUUUGGAUGUUGAACCUCUGGAAGCCAUACAAAUUGAACUGGAUGCUGAGGAAGAUUCAGCUAUUGCAAAGUGGUUUUAUGAUCACAAGCCUUUGGUUGGUUCAAAAUAUGUCAAUGGACCCACAUAUAGAAAAUGGAACUUAUCUUUACCCAUGAUGGCAACCUUAUAUCGUCUAGCCAAUCAGCUACUGACUGAUCUGGUUGACAAUAAUUAUUUUUAUUUGUUUGACACCAAAAGCUUCUUCACAGCUAAAGCAUUAAACAUGGCUAUUCCCGGUGGUCCGAAAUUUGAACCACUGAUAAAGGAUAUGAAUCCAGCCGAUGAAGACUGGAACGAAUUCAACGACAUUAAUAAAAUUAUAAUUCGCCAGCCAAUAAGGACAGAAUAUAGGAUAGCGUUCCCGUAUUUGUACAACAACAUGCCACAUUUUGUUCAUCUGUCUUGGUAUCAUGCUCCUAAUGUUGUUUAUAUUAAGACCGAAGAUCCUGACUUGCCGGCCUUUUACUUCGAUCCGUUAAUCAAUCCAAUAUCGCAUAGACAUGCCGUAAAAAGUUUGGAACCUCUCCCAGAGGAUGAUGAGGAGUACAUCCUUCCAGAGUCUGUUCAGCCAUUUUUACAAGAAACUCCCUUAUAUACAGAUAAUACCGCCAAUGGUAUUGCCCUUCUGUGGGCUCCCAGACCAUUCAAUCUUCGUUCAGGCAGAUGUAGGAGAGCCAUAGACGUACCUUUGGUUAAGACCUGGUAUAUGGAACAUUGUCCACCUGGGCAACCAGUGAAGGUCCGUGUCAGUUACCAGAAGUUGCUGAAGUACUAUGUCUUGAAUGCCUUAAAACACAGGCAUCCCAAGCCUCAGAAGAAGCGCUACUUGUUUAGAUCAUUCAAAUCUACAAAGUUCUUCCAAACCACAACACUUGAUUGGGUGGAAGCUGGACUACAAGUUUGUAGACAAGGUUACAAUAUGUUGAAUCUGUUGAUUCACAGAAAAAAUUUGAAUUACCUUCACUUGGAUUAUAAUUUCAACUUGAAACCAGUCAAGACUUUAACCACCAAGGAGAGAAAGAAGUCUCGUUUCGGAAAUGCUUUUCACUUGUGUCGUGAAAUUUUGCGUCUAACAAAGUUAAUAAUCGAUUCCCAUGUGCAGUAUCGUUUAAACAACGUGGACGCAUUCCAACUCUCUGAUGGUUUGCAGUAUAUUUUUGCUCAUGUUGGUCAACUGACUGGAAUGUACAGAUACAAAUAUAAACUUAUGAGACAAAUUCGUAUGUGCAAAGAUUUGAAACAUCUUGUGUAUUACCGUUUCAACACUGGACCUGUUGGUAAAGGUCCAGGUUGUGGCUUCUGGGCCCCAGGAUGGAGGGUGUGGCUGUUCUUUAUGAGAGGAAUCACGCCUCUUCUGGAACGUUGGCUUGGCAAUUUGCUUUCUCGUCAAUUCGAAGGUCGUCACUCGAAAGGAGUUGCUAAAACCGUUACUAAGCAAAGAGUAGAGUCGCACUUUGAUCUUGAAUUGAGAGCUUCGGUAAUGCACGACAUUGUGGAUAUGAUGCCUGAAGGUAUUAAGCAAAACAAAGCUAGAACCAUUUUGCAACACUUGUCAGAAGCUUGGAGAUGUUGGAAGGCCAACAUUCCUUGGAAGGUACCUGGCUUACCUAUUCCCAUUGAAAAUAUGAUUUUACGUUAUGUUAAAAUGAAAGCCGAUUGGUGGACUAACACCGCCCAUUACAACAGAGAAAGAAUAAGAAGGGGAGCCACUGUUGAUAAAACCGUGUGUAAGAAAAAUCUGGGACGACUUACAAGAUUGUAUCUCAAAGCUGAACAAGAACGCCAACACAACUACCUAAAGGAUGGACCAUAUAUUUCUCCUGAAGAAGCUGUGGCAAUCUAUACCACUACAGUGCAUUGGUUAGAAUCAAGGAGAUUUGCACCAAUUCCUUUCCCUCCCCUAUCAUACAAGCACGACACAAAACUGCUGAUUUUGGCUCUUGAAAGACUAAAGGAAGCCUACAGUGUAAAGUCUAGGCUGAAUCAAAGCCAAAGAGAAGAGUUGGGUUUGAUUGAGCAGGCCUAUGACAAUCCUCACGAGGCAUUGUCCAGAAUUAAGCGUCAUUUGCUGACUCAGAGGGCGUUUAAGGAAGUCGGUAUUGAGUUCAUGGAUUUAUACAGCCAUCUUAUCCCAGUAUAUGACGUAGAACCGCUAGAAAAAAUAACAGACGCAUAUUUAGAUCAAUAUUUGUGGUAUGAAGCUGACAAAAGAAGACUUUUCCCACCAUGGAUUAAACCUGCAGAUACGGAACCACCACCAUUACUUGUAUACAAGUGGUGUCAGGGAAUUAACAAUCUUCAGGACGUUUGGGACGUCAACGAGGGCGAAUGCAACGUUCUUCUGGAAUCUAAAUUUGAAAAAUUGUACGAAAAAAUCGAUUUGACUCUGCUGAACAGAUUGUUACGUCUAAUCGUCGAUCACAACAUCGCUGAUUACAUGACGGCCAAGAACAACGUGGUGAUCAAUUACAAGGACAUGAACCACACAAACAGUUACGGCAUUAUAAGAGGCUUACAAUUUGCCUCGUUCAUUAGCCAAUAUUAUGGAUUAGUAUUGGACCUGUUGGUGCUGGGUCUGCAAAGAGCCAGUGAAAUGGCUGGACCUCCUCAAAUGCCCAACGAUUUCUUGACGUUCCAAGAUGUCGCCACAGAAACAUGCCAUCCGAUUAGAUUAUACUGUCGAUAUGUUGAUAAAAUACACAUGUUCUUCAGAUUUUCGGCUGAGGAAGCUAAAGAUUUAAUCCAGAGAUACCUGACAGAACAUCCUGAUCCCAACAAUGAAAAUAUUGUGGGGUACAAUAACAAGAAGUGCUGGCCCAGAGAUGCGAGAAUGCGUCUUAUGAAACAUGAUGUAAAUCUUGGUAGGGCUGUAUUCUGGGACAUCAAAAAUCGUCUCCCAAGAUCAGUGACUACUAUUCAAUGGGAAAACAGCUUUGUCAGUGUCUAUUCUAAAGAUAAUCCUAAUCUCUUGUUUAAUAUGUCAGGAUUUGAAUGUAGAAUUCUGCCAAAAUGUCGCACUCAACACGAUGAAUUCACCCAUAGGGAUGGAGUUUGGAAUUUGCAGCAUGAAGGUAGCAAAGAAAGGACUGCUCAGUGCUUCUUGAGGGUUGAUGAUGAGUCAAUGUCCAGAUUCCAUAACAGAGUACGUCAAAUUUUGAUGGCCUCUGGUUCCACCACGUUUACCAAGAUCGUUAACAAAUGGAAUACCGCCCUUAUUGGUCUGAUGACCUACUUCAGAGAAGCAGUUGUUAACACCCAAGAAUUGUUAGAUCUGCUCGUAAAAUGCGAAAACAAAAUUCAAACCCGUAUUAAGAUCGGUUUGAACUCGAAAAUGCCCAGCAGAUUUCCACCUGUUGUGUUUUACACACCCAAAGAAUUGGGUGGAUUGGGUAUGCUGUCGAUGGGUCACGUGUUAAUCCCACAAUCCGACUUGCGGUGGUCAAAACAGACGGACGUGGGCAUUACCCAUUUCAGAUCUGGUAUGAGCCACGACGAAGAUCAGCUCAUUCCCAAUUUAUACAGAUACAUCCAACCGUGGGAAUCGGAGUUCAUUGACUCGCAGAGAGUAUGGGCAGAAUAUGCUCUCAAACGACAAGAAGCCAACGCUCAAAAUAGAAGACUGACUUUAGAAGAUUUGGAAGAUUCUUGGGACAGAGGUAUUCCGAGGAUCAAUACGUUGUUCCAAAAGGACAGGCACACAUUGGCGUACGACAAAGGCUGGAGGAUCAGAACUGAAUUCAAACAGUAUCAAGUACUUAAGCAGAAUCCCUUCUGGUGGACUCACCAGAGACAUGACGGUAAACUGUGGAACUUGAACAACUACAGAACAGACAUGAUUCAAGCUUUGGGGGGUGUCGAAGGCAUUUUGGAACACACCCUGUUUAAGGGAACAUAUUUCCCCACAUGGGAAGGUCUUUUCUGGGAAAAAGCUUCUGGCUUUGAAGAAUCGAUGAAAUACAAGAAGCUAACCAACGCCCAGCGUUCCGGUUUGAAUCAGAUUCCUAACCGUCGUUUUACCCUAUGGUGGUCCCCAACAAUCAACAGAGCCAACGUCUAUGUUGGUUUCCAGGUGCAACUGGAUUUGACUGGUAUUUUCAUGCACGGUAAAAUUCCCACGCUGAAGAUCUCCCUCAUCCAAAUAUUCAGAGCUCACUUGUGGCAAAAGGUACACGAGUCUAUUGUUAUGGAUUUGUGUCAGGUGUUUGAUCAAGAACUGGACGCACUGGAAAUCGAGACGGUGCAAAAAGAAACUAUUCAUCCUAGGAAAUCAUACAAAAUGAAUUCGUCUUGCGCCGAUAUACUUCUGUUCUCUGCAUAUAAGUGGAAUGUGUCAAGACCUUCCUUGUUGGCAGACACAAAGGAUACAAUGGAUAAUACUACAACCCAAAAAUAUUGGAUUGAUGUUCAACUCAGAUGGGGUGACUACGAUUCACACGACGUAGAACGUUAUGCUAGGGCCAAAUUCUUGGAUUACACAACAGAUAACAUGUCUAUAUACCCAUCACCAACAGGGGUGCUGAUUGCCAUUGAUUUGGCAUAUAAUUUGCACAGUGCUUACGGUAAUUGGUUCCCAGGAUGUAAACCAUUGAUCCAACAGGCCAUGGCCAAAAUUAUGAAGGCGAAUCCAGCCUUGUAUGUGUUACGUGAACGUAUUCGAAAGGCCUUGCAGUUGUAUUCCAGUGAACCUACAGAACCUUAUCUUUCGAGUCAGAAUUACGGAGAAUUGUUCUCGAAUCAAAUCAUUUGGUUUGUUGAUGACACCAACGUCUAUCGUGUAACAAUUCACAAAACUUUCGAAGGAAAUUUAACAACCAAGCCCAUUAACGGCGCAAUCUUUAUCUUUAACCCACGUACUGGACAGCUCUUCUUGAAGAUCAUUCAUACGUCAGUAUGGGCUGGUCAGAAACGUUUGGGACAAUUAGCCAAAUGGAAAACAGCCGAAGAAGUUGCUGCCUUGAUUAGAUCACUACCUGUUGAAGAACAGCCCAAGCAGAUUAUUGUGACAAGAAAGGGCAUGUUGGAUCCUUUGGAGGUGCAUCUUUUGGACUUCCCCAAUAUCGUCAUCAAAGGAUCCGAGUUGCAACUGCCGUUCCAAGCUUGUCUGAAAAUCGAGAAGUUUGGCGAUUUGAUAUUGAAAGCUACUGAACCUCAAAUGGUGCUUUUCAAUCUCUAUGACGAUUGGCUGAAGACGAUUUCUUCAUACACUGCAUUCUCCAGAUUGAUUUUGAUUUUAAGAGCUCUGCAUGUGAAUACCGAAAGGACCAAAGUAAUUUUAAAACCGGACAAGACCACCAUUACUGAGCCACACCAUAUUUGGCCCACUUUAUCUGAUGAUGAAUGGAUUAAAGUUGAAGUCCAACUUAAGGAUUUAAUUUUGGCCGAUUAUGGAAAGAAAAAUAACGUCAAUGUGGCCUCACUUACACAGUCGGAAAUUCGAGAUAUCAUUCUUGGUAUGGAAAUCAGCGCACCCUCUGCCCAAAGACAACAAAUCGCCGAAAUCGAGAAGCAAACCAAGGAACAGUCGCAACUUACGGCAACAACUACAAAGACAGUUAAUAAGCACGGUGACGAAAUUAUUACGAGCACGACCAGUAAUUACGAAACUCAAACGUUCAGUUCUAAAACUGAAUGGAGAGUUAGAGCUAUUUCGGCCACCAACUUACAUUUACGUACCAAUCACAUUUAUGUGAGCUCCGACGACAUUAAGGAAACCGGUUACACCUACAUUUUACCGAAGAAUGUCCUCAAGAAGUUUGUUACCAUCUCGGACCUUCGUGCACAAAUUUGCGCAUUCCUCUACGGCGUCAGCCCUCCAGACAAUCCUCAAGUUAAGGAAUUGCGCUGCUUGGUGCUGCCACCUCAGUGGGGCACUCACCAGACAGUGCACAUACCAAACACACCACCAAAUCAUCCGUUCUUGAAGGACAUGGAGCCCCUGGGUUGGAUUCAUACUCAACCCAAUGAAUUACCCCAACUUUCCCCUCAGGAUAUUACCACACACGCCAAGCUGAUGUCUGACAAUCCCACAUGGGAUGGCGAAAAGACGGUUAUUAUCACUUGUUCGUUCACUCCGGGAUCAUGUUCCCUGACGGCGUACAAGUUGACCCCUUCAGGUUUUGAGUGGGGCCGACAAAAUACUGACAAAGGAAACAAUCCAAAGGGAUAUUUGCCCAGCCAUUAUGAAAAGGUUCAGAUGUUGCUGUCGGACAGAUUCCUGGGAUUCUUUAUGGUGCCGUCGCAAGGAUCAUGGAAUUACAAUUUCAUGGGUGUACGUCACGAUCCAAGUAUGAAGUACGAAUUACAAUUAGCUAAUCCUAAGGAGUUUUAUCAUGAAGUUCACAGACCAGCUCAUUUCUUAAAUUUCUCCUCAUUAGAAGAUGGUGAUGGGGCUGGAGCUGAUCGUGAAGAUGCUUUUGCUUAGUUUAGAUUUAGUUUUUUUAGAUAUACAGGUGUAAAUAUAAUUUGUAAUAAAACAACAAUUUUAAUAAUAUAGUAUUGUAUUUACCUA
Aethina tumida (small hive beetle) is the source of this 7286-nucleotide messenger RNA. RefSeq names its product pre-mRNA-processing-splicing factor 8. Gene Ontology annotation, cellular component: catalytic step 2 spliceosome; U5 snRNP. The record is from RefSeq and is a predicted model, not a curated record. The coding region runs from base 111 to 7199 and encodes 2362 amino acids. Gene Ontology annotation, biological process: mRNA splicing, via spliceosome; spliceosomal tri-snRNP complex assembly. Gene Ontology annotation, molecular function: protein binding; pre-mRNA intronic binding; U2 snRNA binding. The transcript is spliced from 20 exons. Lineage: Eukaryota; Metazoa; Arthropoda; Insecta; Coleoptera; Nitidulidae.